AUGGGAAGCCAACGGAAGAUUGUCGAAUGCGUUCCCAACUUCUCAGAGGGCAAAGAUCGAGAGGUAAUCGAGGCCAUCGCCUCUGCAAUCAGGGCCACUGCUGGUGUCUCCCUGCUGGACGUGGACGCGGGCGCCUCUACGAAUCGCACCGUCUACACCUUUGUCGGCUCGCCGGAGGCGGUGGUGGAGGGCGCCCUGGCCGGCGCCCGGGUGGCCGCUCGCCUGAUCGACAUGGCCAAACACAAGGGCGAACACAAGCGCCUGGGUGCCCUGGACGUCUGUCCGUUCAUUCCGGUGAGCGGCGGCGUGACCAUGGAGGACUGUGUCCGCUGUGCACACCUCUUUGCUGGGCGGCUCGCCGAGGAGCUGCACGUGCCCGUCUUUCUCUACGGAUACGCCUCCAAGCAGGAGUAUCGCAAAGAGGUGCCGCAAAUUCGCGCCGGAGAGUACGAAGCACUAGAGGGGCGCCUAAAAGACCCUAAAUGGGCGCCCGAUUACGGCCCAACUGCCUUUGUGCCUCGCUGGGGCGCCACCAUCGUGGGCGCACGCAAGUUCCUCAUCGCCUACAACGUCAACCUGAUCGCCACAAAGGAGCAGGCCCACCGCAUUGCGCUGGCCAUCAGGGCGACCAAGGCGAACGGCCAGCCAGGGCGUCUGCCGGCGACGCAGGCCAUGGGCUGGUACCUGGCGGAGGCGAACAUCGCCCAGGUGACGGUGAACAUACUGGACCACGAACAGACCGCAGUGCACACCGUCUACGAGGAGGUGCUCAAGGAGGCGGCCGCCCUCCGCCUGCCCGUCACCGGCUCCGAGGUGGUCGGCCUGGUGCCCCGCCAGGCCCUGCUCGACGUGGCCGCCCACUACACCGCCCGCGAGUCGCUCUUCGUCCUCGAGGAGGACCAGAAGAUCCACCUGGCGGUCAGUCGGCUGGGCCUCAGCUCACUGGCGCCCUUUGACCCUGCCAAGCGGGUCAUCGAGUACAUGAUCAAGGAGGAGGGGGAGGAUGGUCCGACGAAGCUGGUCAAUCAGACGGUGGCCAAGUUCACGCGAAUGGUCGCCGACCGGACGGCCGCUCCGGGCGGCGGCACUGUCGGCGCCUGUGUCGGCGCUCUCGGUUGCGGCCUAGCGGCAAUGGUGGGCAAGCUGUCCUACGGGAAGAAGGCCUUCGAGUCGACGGACAGCCUCAUGCGCACGCUGAUUCCCCCGCUGCACCACACCGUGGAGCGGCUGCUGGCGCUGGCCGACGAGGACACCGACGCCUUCACCGAGUACGGCCUGGCGGUGAAGCUGCCCGAGGGAACUACCGAGGCGGAACGGGCGGCCAGACAGGCGGCCAUGGAGAGUGGCCUGCGCAAGGCCAUCUCCGUGCCGCUCAGUCUGAUGGAGGAGGUGACGAAGCUGUGGCCGGUGCUGGAGCGCCUGGUGCCCGUCUACCACCGGCCGACCACCAGCGACCUGCAGGUGGCGGUGCAGUGUCUGCGGACGGCCGUCUACGCCGGUGCCUACAAUGUGCGCAUCAACUUGAAGCUCAAGGAGGCAGUUCACCUGAGGGAAGAGAUCGCCCCCAAAGUGGAGGCCCUCAUUCGAGUGGCGGAAGAGCAAUCGGCCAAGCUACUCAGCUCAAUUGAGGAAGCGGACGUGUAA
Messenger RNA from Rhagoletis zephyria (snowberry fruit fly), 1644 nucleotides. The record is from RefSeq and is a predicted model, not a curated record. Lineage: Eukaryota; Metazoa; Arthropoda; Insecta; Diptera; Tephritidae.